Scleropages formosus (Asian bonytongue) is the source of this 1287-nucleotide messenger RNA. RefSeq names its product RAD52 homolog, DNA repair protein (gene rad52). Gene Ontology annotation, biological process: DNA recombinase assembly; double-strand break repair via single-strand annealing; mitotic recombination. The transcript is spliced from 11 exons. The record is from RefSeq and is a predicted model, not a curated record. Gene Ontology annotation, cellular component: nucleus. NCBI's taxonomy places the organism in Eukaryota, Metazoa, Chordata, Actinopteri, Osteoglossiformes, Osteoglossidae. Bases 1 to 1287 code for a protein of 428 amino acids.
AUGUCGCCCCAGGCGGAGAGAAAGUUCCAGUACUCCGCGGAGGAAUACCGGGCGGUACAAGAUGCGCUGCGGCGGAACCUCGGACCCGAGUACAUCAGUACCCGAGCAGCGGGGGGCGGACAGAAGGUGUGUUACAUCGAGGGCCACAAGGUGAUCAGCCUGGCAAACGAGAUGUUUGGGUACAACGGCUGGUCCCACUCCAUCUCUCAGCAGACAGUGGAUUUUGUGGACCUGAUCAAUGGAAAGUUCUACGUUGGAGUAAGUGCAUUUGUCAAAGUUCAGUUGAAGGAUGGCUCGUACCAUGAGGAUGUGGGCUAUGGGAUAAGCGAGGGCCUCAAGUCCAAAGCCAUGUCCCUGGAGAAGGCCAGGAAGGAGGCAGUCACCGAUGGACUGAAGAGAGCUCUGAAGUGCUUUGGAAAUGCUCUGGGCAACUGCAUCCUGAAUAAAGAAUAUCUUGUGGCUAUUAACAAAAUACCCAAACAGCCCCCGCCCCCGCUGGAUGUGGCUCAAACGAAGCGGUCGGACAGCGAACCCCUAGUGGAGAAGGCCAGGUACUGCAGCUUGGCACAGGACCACGAGUGUGUCGGCAAGGCGGCGAUAAUCUCUGUGCCCCUGGCCCAUGGAGUCAAUGGUGUUACCAGAACAUCACUGCCCAAUGAUGGAGCCCAGCUGGAGAAUGAGAACGUGAACAAUAAUACCUCCAGGUCUGAGAUGUCUGCAGUGGAUGUCUCUGGCUCUUUGGAUGCGAGCCUCAACUCCAAGCAUCUGCGAAAACUGAAACAGCAGCAACUGCAGCAGAAGUUCCGCCAGGAAAUGGAGGCCAGGAGAAGACAGGAGGUCCAGCAGCAGGCAGAGGAGGAGAAUGUAGCAGUGCUCAGCAAGGGCAGGCCCAAAGGUAACACAUGCUCCUCUGACUCCUGUGGGGACCGCCUCAGUCACAGCACACCUGUGGGGCCUCAAAGUGCAAGUGUGGAGGAGUGCCUGGCGGAUGAUCCAGAGCUGUGGAACUUCACCUUGGAAGGAGCAGAUUUCCUGGAUGCACCCGCACACAAAGGUACAAUACCCUGCCCCUCCACACCCACCAGCCAUGAGAUGCUGACCCGCAGCAAAACCCCACAGCGAACGGCACCCCUUUGGCCUCCUGCCAGGGCCCAGGGUUCCCACGGCCCCAUCGAUCAACCUUACAAGCAACAAGGGCAACAUUCCACAAACAGUGCACAGACGGGAGCCCCCCAGAGUCCCCACAGGCAAGGACAGUACUUGAAGAAGCGCAGACUGGAAACAUAG